This is a messenger RNA of Talaromyces rugulosus, 1074 nucleotides long. RefSeq lists its product as uncharacterized. Gene Ontology annotation, molecular function: FAD binding; monooxygenase activity. The record is from RefSeq and is a predicted model, not a curated record. Bases 1 to 1074 code for a protein of 357 amino acids. NCBI's taxonomy places the organism in Eukaryota, Fungi, Ascomycota, Eurotiomycetes, Eurotiales, Trichocomaceae. The transcript has 6 exons.
AUGGGACUUCGCGUACUUAUUGUCGGUGGCGGAUUAGCAGGGCUGGCGACAGCGCUCGUCUUGCGUAGGUCUGCUCAUCAAGUGCAGGUAUUCGAAGCGUCUCAGCUCGAGUUCUCAGACACAGUCGGGCCGCUAGUUCACAUCGGGCCCAAGUCAAACGAGCUCCUCCAGCAGUGGCAGUUUGAUGCCGCAGUGGCACGGGGAGUUCUAGUCAAAGAGGCCCCGGAAUUCAAUUUUGAUGGGACAUUACAAACAAAGAACGAGUCUCAACCUCCCGGAUGGGUGUACUAUGAGCGCAGCAGACUUCACCAGGCCUUGCUAGACUCGUGUAGAGCCCUCGAAGAAGCGGGCCAGCCGGUAAAGAUAUCCCUUGGAACAAGAGUCACAGCGGUCGACCCAGAAACUGCGUCAAUCACACUCAAUGACGGCCAACUCAUUCAAGGGGACGUUGUUAUAGGCGCGGAUGGGUUCCAUUCCACUGCCCGGCAGAAUAUAGCAUCCAAGAGUCCUCCUGGGUCUAGCGGUCCUCCGACAGUGGCAGUUAAUUUCAAGGUAGAUGUCACUCAGUUUGGCCACAACUCUGUGGUCCAGAGAUUCCAGAGCGAGCCUCAGAGGUACGAGAAAUGGAUUGGCGCCGGUCUAGAGCUCAAGGUUUCUGCCGUAGAGCCGGAAAGCCUACUUCUGUUUGACUGUAAUGUCCAGUCUGCACCUCCCACCUCGGACCUGAUAAAGGACACAAUCCUCAAGACGUUCGAGUCUGCUUAUCCCGACUUCACGCAGCUCCUCGCCGCCAUCGAGCCAAGAGAUAUUUACUCUUGGACCCAGCCAACACUUCCGCGUGUACAGAGAUGGACUUUUGGGCGUCUCGCCCUCGUCGGAGAUGCAGCCCACCCGUUUCUUCCCCACGAGCUGCCAGGAACUUCGCAGACACUCAACGACGCAGCGACCCUUGGAACGCAGCUCCCGUCCAGUAUCGGGGUGGACGAGGUGCCGGUGCGCCUCGCGGCUUGGGAGACGCCUCGUCAAGAUCGAGUGAAGACUAUCCAGCGGGGUGAACGGCCUUGGCUGGGUUAA